AUGAAGCUCAUCAGUGCUACUCUUACACUCCUGCUCAGCGCAGCUCCGACCCUAGCGGCCGUUGGUGGCCGUUGUUCAAACAACUGGGGCGCUGAGUGCAUUUGCCUCGAUUCUGAUGAGUGUAGCUAUACAUGGGGUGGUACUCCUUACACCGGAACUUCUGGCAAUUGGCCUUGCCCUUCAGAUCCUGAAAACAUCGUGGGAUGCGUCAUCCCUGACUGCCCGGGCCAUGGCUCUGACACUCAAUGCCUGUGGAGAGACGGCUGUCAGUCGGUCAACCCCGAUCCUGUUUGCCCAGGUGGAGACGACUUUGUCUGCUGCAACCAUAAAUACGGGGACUAA
Messenger RNA from Bipolaris oryzae ATCC 44560, 342 nucleotides. RefSeq lists its product as uncharacterized. Bases 1 to 342 code for a protein of 113 amino acids. The transcript has 2 exons. NCBI's taxonomy places the organism in Eukaryota, Fungi, Ascomycota, Dothideomycetes, Pleosporales, Pleosporaceae. The record is from RefSeq and is a predicted model, not a curated record.